Messenger RNA from Ostertagia ostertagi, 336 nucleotides. The record is from the annotation of a GenBank genome assembly. Lineage: Eukaryota; Metazoa; Nematoda; Chromadorea; Rhabditida; Trichostrongylidae.
CACUACCUCAAAAAAUUUUCAUACGGAAACGCACGAGCUACCGAUCUAUGGCAAGCAUUCGACGAGACUGUUACGAAUGUCACGGGUCCCAGAGGCGGGCCUAUAAAAAUUACUGAAUUUGCCCCUCAGUGGACGACCCAGAUGGGAUUCCCAAUGGUAACUGUUAAAGCUCUCAAUAGCACCACUGUGAAAAUCACGCAGGAGCGCUACAAAGCGAAUAAGAAUGCCGUGGAGCCGGAGAAGUAUCGCCAUCCAAAAUAUGGAUUCAAGUGGGAUAUUCCGCUAUGGUAUCAGGAAGGCACUGAAAAGGAAGUGAAACGGGCCUGGCUUUCUAGA